CUAAUCUCAACAGAGCGGUUGGGAGAUUCAACUUUUAAAUUCAAACACCAUAAAUUUGAAACAUUCGACUCUGUUGGUCUUUGAGUUUCAUCGACGAGCAAAGGAAAUGUCGACUUUAAACUUCCCGCCGGUUCCUACCUCCCCCAGAGACGAUGCUGUUCAGCUUUACCGUGCUUUUAAGGGGCUGGGAUGUGAUACUGCAGCAGUGAUCAAUAUUCUCGCCCAUCGAGAUGCAACUCAUCGUUCUUUGAUUCAACACGAGUAUAGAACAAUGUAUUCUGAAGACCUUCUCAAACGACUGGUCUCGGAGCUUCAUGGAAAACUAGAGACUGCUGUCUUGCUGUGGAUGCAUGAUCCAGCAGGACGUGAUGCGAUAGUCAUAAGGCAGGGACUUUUACCAGAUGUAACGAAUCUUGAUGCUGCAACGGAAGUUAUAUGUUCGCGCACCCCAUCCCAGAUUCAAACGAUUAAACAAAUUUACCAGUCAAAGUUUGGGGUUUUUCUUGAGCAAGAUAUCGAAAGACAUACCUCCGGUGAUCAUAAAAAGCUCUUGCUUGCAUAUGUAAGCACCCCCCGAUAUGAAGGCUUUGAAGUUGAUAGAGAGAUGGCGUUGAAGGAUGUGAAGGACCUCUAUAAAGCAGGAGAGAAGAGAUGGGGAACAGAUGAGAAAACUUUUAUACGCAUAUUUAGCGAAAGAAGUAGGGCACAGCUAGCAGCUAUCAGUGCUGCUUAUCGUGACAUGUAUGGAAGCUCCUUGAAAAAGGCAGUGAAGCGUGAAACAUCUGGGAAGUUCGAGGAUGGUCUCUUGACAAUUUUAAGAUGCUCAGAGAAUCCUGCAAAGUACUUUGCUAAGGUACUGCGUAAGGCAAUGAAAGGUCUGGGAACAGAUGACACUACACUGAUUAGGGUAAUCGUGACACGAACCGAGAUUGAUAUGCAAUAUAUAAAAUCAGAGUACCUGAGGAAAUAUAAAAAGACGUUGAACGAUGCAGUUCACUCAGAAACAUCAGGCCACUAUAGGACUUUUCUUCUCGCACUUUUGGGACCGAACUGUUAAGAGUAAGGGAUGUGAAUACGGUUUGCUUAUAUACAAUAUUGCGAGUUAUGUCUGUCUGUAAAUAAGUAAACCAACCGGAACACCAUAUGUUCGAAUGAUGUUUUCCGUUGGUCGAGUUCCUCUCAUAUCGCUUUGGUAGAAUUAUAAGUGAUUGCGUUGUUGAUUAGGUGAUCAGGAACCAUGUUAGAAGGUCUUGAACUGCAGUUGGUGUGAAUGAUGGCUACCCUUGUAGAGCGAGAAUGCCUGUGUUGGAUAUAAUAUUGUUUGAAUGCUUGCUUUUCCGUUU
Hibiscus syriacus is the source of this 1343-nucleotide messenger RNA. RefSeq names its product annexin D5-like. Gene Ontology annotation, cellular component: cytoplasm. The transcript is spliced from 6 exons. NCBI's taxonomy places the organism in Eukaryota, Viridiplantae, Streptophyta, Magnoliopsida, Malvales, Malvaceae. Bases 107 to 1057 code for a protein of 316 amino acids. Gene Ontology annotation, molecular function: calcium-dependent phospholipid binding; calcium ion binding. The record is from RefSeq and is a predicted model, not a curated record.